AUGACAAUCUUGUACACCUGUUGUAACAACAUAAGCGACGACGACGAGACGACGACGACGACGACGACGACGGACGAAGAAGAAGAAGAAGAAGAAGAAGAAGAAGAAGAAGAAGAAGAAGAAGAAGAAGAAGAAGAAGAAGAAGUUUUGGAUAAAAAUGAGACAAUGGCGACCCCGCAGGAAAAGAAUAAGAGGUUACGAGGGCCCUGGUGUUGUGAUCGUAUAUCUGCCAAGGCUUGGGAAAAGGGAGGAGAGGAAGAGAAGAAGGUCUUGGAGGAGGAGGAGGAGGAGGAAGAGGAGGAGGAGGCUUCCAUCCAGCACUUACGGCCAUCCGCGCCGCUAGGGACAUCUCUCUGA
Messenger RNA from Macrobrachium nipponense, 357 nucleotides. RefSeq names its product myelin transcription factor 1-like. The transcript has 2 exons. Bases 1 to 357 code for a protein of 118 amino acids. Lineage: Eukaryota; Metazoa; Arthropoda; Malacostraca; Decapoda; Palaemonidae. The record is from RefSeq and is a predicted model, not a curated record.